UCAAACUGACCAUGGCUGCAGGGAAGGAUGCCGAUGAAAACACACAGAAUAGAAGAGGAACGGUGUCCAGCAUGGUGAUCAAUCAGGAGUCGCCCGGGGACUCUCGCACCGGCCGCCCACCAGUCAUCUUCAACCCAGACUUUUUUGUGGAGAAACUCCGGCACGAGAACCCUGAUGUUUUUCUGGAGAUGGUAAUCAGUAAUAUCACCCGCCUUAUUGAUCUUCCUGGGACAGAAUUUUCCCAGCUCCUGGGGGAGGAGGGCCCUAAGACCCCAACCGGUGGAAACGGAGGCUUCUUCCGCUCUUUCAACUUCCUCAAACGCAAAGAUAAAGGCAUCGUGUUUGGAACCCCUCUGACGGAGAGCUGCAUCGCUCAGAUCUACCAGCUUAUCGAAUACCUCAGCAAAAAUCUCCACGUGGAGGGCCUGUUCCGGGUCCCGGGGAACAGUGUCCGGCAGCAGGCCCUGAAGGAGCUCCUGAACAGCGGGGCCGACGUCGACCUGGGGGCCGGAGACUUUCACCCCAACGACGUGGCCACGCUGCUCAAAACCUUCCUGGGGGAGCUGCCCGAGCCCCUGCUGACACACAGACACUUCCACGCCCACCUGAAGAUCGCUGACAUCACCCUGUUUGACGAGCAGGGGAACAAGACGGCGGUUCCCAACAAGGAGCGUCAGAUGGAGGCGCUGCAGCUGCUGUUCCUGCUGCUGCCCCAGGCCAACCGCUCCCUGCUCAAGCUGCUGCUGGACCUGCUGUACCACACGGCCAAGCAGCAGGACAAGAACAAGAUGUCUUCCUUCAACCUGGCCCUCAUGUUCGCCCCGCACGUCCUCUGGCCCAGACACAUGACGGCCGGGGACCUAAAGGACAACCUGAAGAAACUGAACAGCAGCAUGGCCUUCCUCAUCAAACACUCCCAGAAGCUGUUCCGGGCCCCCUUGUAUCUGCGGGAAUAUGCCAAAGUGUACUUCUCUGGAACCAGGGCCCUGCAGACCAAGGACGACCUGGACCUCCUGGUGGCGGGCAGCUCCUCCGGCCCGCGGAGGGUGCUGCCCCUGAAGAGGCCGGCCGGCUCCGGCUCCGGCUCCGGCUCCGGCUCCGGCCCAGACCCCCACCAGCAGUACCAGUCCCCGGCCCAGCAGUACACGGAGGAGGCCUUGAAGGAACUCUUCAGACACGUCCACAGCAACAUGCCCGACUCUGCCAAGAAGAAGAAGCUGGUCCGACAGUUAGUCAAACAGACGACGGCGGGGACGCCGACCAGGGAGCAGGCCCCGGCCCCUGCAGCUCACAGCAAGAAGCACCCUCGGUCCCGCUCGUUUGGAGGUCUCAUCAAGCGCAAGAAUCGAGGGGAGCAGCUCACGGCAGAGCGGCGGCUCAGACACGUCUCUCCCAACCACGCCGCUGGAAAAGAGAACGUCCUGCAAGCGGUGGGCAGCCCGUUACCCGGCCCCGUCAUCGGGAGAUCAGGAUUCGUCGUAAAAAACCCAGAUUUUACGUUUCAUAAGGACAAAGCUGUGAAGGUUUCCAAGGACUCCCCGUCGGUGUCCAGGAUGUGUUUCUCCCCCGCCCAGGAAAUCUCCCUGUGACCCCCGUCUCCUCUCCCUGGACCUGCAGCGCUCCGUCCCCAUCGCUCGCCGGUGUCCGUUUGUCCUAACUGACUAAUACGCAGCAGAUCUGGCAGCACAGCCAGUAAUAUCCCCCCCGCUCCCCUGCUGCUGCAGGAGCAGCCCCGUUUACAGCGGUACUAGUGGUAGACUGGAUCUUUAUACGGUAUUAUCUAUGAAUGCUUAGUCCCUUCAUGGUUACACUCUAAUAACACUAACUUCUGGUGAGUCGCAUCCCAACCAGGAAACAACGGACUGCAGCUGCGUUUGCAGAGGCUCCUGAGGACGAGGCGUGAGGUGUGUGGGAUUACCCUCCAUGUGUGGGAUUACUCUCGAUGUGUGGGAUUACCCUCGAUGUGUGGGAUUACUCUCGAUGUGUGGGAUUACCCUCGUGGAGCCUCGGCAUCAUCUUUGGUUCGGCUUCACGGCUCCGACCUGCUUGUGCUAUUUAUUAUGAGAAGUGUCUGUUUUGUUUACUGGAUCAGAGGCGACGUGCUUCCUGUCUGGACGUAGAAUCUGCAAACAUGUCGUCUGUCGGAGUGUGUGUUUGUGGGUCUUAUCCUGUUCCUGGCUUUGUACGUUGCAGUUCUCAUCAGUCUCUGGUCGCGUGCGUCAUGUCAUCUUCCUUUUACAAGUGUUUACUAAACUAUUGAGUGACUGGUGCUUGAGCGGUGGAGUUGGAGGGACACUGAGGGGAAACACCCGGAACGACCGGGUGGAGUUCUGAGUCCUAACACCAUCACUUCUGAACAAGUGCUUUUCUUGCAUUCUUGCAGAGCAGCACCAAAUGUUUACAUGUUUAACAUGUACUGCAACUUCCUUCCCAUAAUAUCACCAUAUUACCACGAUGGUCUUAAGAGUUGUUCCCCUGAGUGUAUCCUAAAACCCACUCGUGUCCUCGUGAAUCUUUUAAAUGUGAACUGUUACAUCACCAGAAUUUAUAGCUAUCACGAGCUUAAAAUAUUUAUGCAUUUCUUUUUUUUUUCUUUUUUUUUUUACUUCAGUUGCAUGAUGCAGGCGGUUUUGGAGGAAAGAAAGUGUUUGGAGGAUUUGUUGGUGGAAUUCAAGUUGAAGUUUGAGGGUUGUGCUUGUGUUCGUCCACCGAGAGCAGGUGGUCUGGGCGGGACGGGCGUGUAGCUCCGAGGGAGGAACGUGUGUUUACGGACGGUGGCAGCAGGAGCGCUGAGACCAGCUGGAAGCAGCAGCUCUUAGUGAUCCAGUGAGUUCAGGCUCCUGGUGUCGUGUUCAGCAGCUCUGGUGCCGACACCGAGGUCCAGUAGACGGGACAGUCGCUUGUUUGUCGCUGGGCUGCGUUGAGGGUCAACGGCUUUGGAAAAACUGAUUCAAAUCUGCACUCCAAAAUAUGAUCAGCACUUCUCUGGUGUUUGCAGGUUUCUGUGAAACGCUGCUGCAGGAAAGUGCUCCGUGCUGAGCUCGUUUCACUGUUCUGAUGAUGUUAACCGCUGCAUUUCACACAAUCUGCAGCAGCUUGGUGUCUGCAGAAGCAAAAAGCUGUUUGUCCUGGUGGCUCGACUUCGUGCCGGUGUCUGUUGGUGCUGGUGUCGGUGCUGGUGCGAUGAGACAUUGCCAGGUGGAGUUUGGUCCGGGUGGUUCUGUAACGAUGGAGAGAGACGUGAGAGUGAGGGGAACCCGACUGUUGCACCAGAGGACGUUAGUAAAGUAAGUGGUCGACUGGUCAGGCUGGUACAGACUGUUCCAUCGUCAGGAUUACUGUGAAAUCCAGAGAUCGAGUAAAGCUCUGCUCAGGUUGUUGGUGUCCCGGUGUCUCCAGGUCAGACAGGUCUUAGGAAGUCGGAAGGAUGGGUUGUUGGAAAGUGCUCGACAUGUUGGACGUCAGGGAUGGAAACGAAAAGACCCCGCCUCCUUUUUGUUUUACGGUACAGAUUCUUAUUCUCUUAUUGUUUACACAGGAUUUCUUUAUUUUAUUUUCUUUACCUUUCAGUUGAUGAGAGGUUGUCAGCAGGGAAAAGGCCACUUGAGACUACUGUUUUUUUUUCUUUAAAUUUCUUCCGCCAGCAUCUGAUCCCCUUCAGUUCUGCUGAGCUGUUUUAUGGGAGACCUCCAUGAAAUCUGUUUGUAUUCACUGUGAAUUUGUUUUAAACAUGAAUAUAUUAUUUUAAUGUGAUCGUUACAAAAAGUUUUUUUUUUUUACACUGAUGGGAGCUGUUGCAUUCUGGGAUGUGAAGUGCUGUUUUAUAGUGAAACAAAAUGCUCUUUAGUGUUUUCUUGCUCACACACUCCACUCAAUGUUUGUCUUUUUUACAUAAAUGUGAAGCAUUAAGUUGGUUCUCGUCUGUACUGCUGAGCUGUACUGCGGUAUUAACGUGAAAGUUUCAGUGUUUUAAGUUUUACUGUCAAAGUUUAGCUGCACCUUAUGUCUUGGUUACUGGCGAUCAGUGGGAUGUGCUAACAGCUCAUACUUAACCUUAGUGAUAUUUGUUCAAGCAGGAGUUUCCCAACAUUAUCCUGAACAUAUCUGUGACUUUCAUACCAUGUGUUUAAAACUGUGGUUGUUUUUUUUUUUUGUAUUUUUAUGUAAAAUAACCUAACCUUGUACAGAUUCCUUGGCAAACCAUCUGCUUCGGAUUAAAACAUUUUAUUUCCUA
Molecule: messenger RNA, 4234 nt
Organism: Cololabis saira (Pacific saury)
Lineage: Eukaryota; Metazoa; Chordata; Actinopteri; Beloniformes; Belonidae
Gene: arhgap19
Product: Rho GTPase activating protein 19
Exons: 12
Coding region: 12-1589 (525 amino acids)
Biological process (GO): signal transduction; regulation of small GTPase mediated signal transduction
Cellular component (GO): cytoplasm
Molecular function (GO): GTPase activator activity
Source: RefSeq, a predicted model, not a curated record